AUGGACGAAAAGUUUCUGCCGACUGCGAUCACCUUCGACGAUGUUCUGCUCGAGCCGCGGUACAGCGAUGUGGUGCCUUCCGAGGUCGACGUCUCGACCAUGCUCACCAAGCAAAUCCGGUUGAAUAUCCCGUUGAUCAGCUCGCCCAUGGACACCGUGACCGAGAGCGAGAUGGCCAUCGCCCUGGCGCAAGAGGGUGGGCUGGGUGUGAUCCACAAGAACAUGUCGAUCCAGAACCAGAGCGACGAGGUCGGCAUCGUCAAACGCAGCGCCAACGGGAUCAUCUCCGACCCCGUGACCAUGACCCCCGAUGCUACCGUCGGUCAGGCUCGCGAAAUCAUGGAACAGCACAACGUCUCGGGCGUGCCAAUCGUGGCCGACAAGAGCGGCCGUCUGGUGGGCAUUCUCACGCGUCGCGACCUGCGUUUUUUGGAGACAAAUGACCUGCCAAUCUCCGAAGUGAUGACGCGAGAACCGCUGGUGACAGCAACGGGAGCUGUAACGCUUGAGGAAGCUGAAAAGGUAUUGAUGGCAAAUAAGGUCGAGAAACUUCUCCUGGUUGACGACAACUACACACUGACCGGACUCAUUACGAUCAAAGAUAUCGAUAAGAUGCGGCGGUUCCCGCUGGCCUGUAAAGACGGGCAAGGUAGGUUGCGGGUCGGAGCCGCAGUUGGAGUACACGACUACGAACGAAUCGAGAGCCUGAUCGCCGAAGACGUCGACGUGCUGAUUGUCGAUAGCGCACACGGGCACUCUUCGAACGUUUUAGAAACCGUUCGUGAAAUCAAGAAACGAUGGGAGAUUGAUGUCGUUGCUGGCAAUGUCGCCACGCGGCAAGGUUGCCUCGACCUGAUCGAAGCAGGGGCCGACGCCGUGAAAGUCGGGAUUGGCCCCGGAUCGAUUUGUACCACCCGGGUUAUCUCGGGGGUCGGCGUGCCGCAAGUGACAGCAAUUUACCAGGCAGCGAAAGCAGCAAGUGAACACGGGAUUCCGGUCAUCGCCGACGGUGGCAUUCGCUACUCAGGCGACUUGGCCAAGGCGAUCGCCGCCGGGGCACACUCGGUGAUGAUCGGCGGCCUGUUUGCCGGAUUAGCAGAAAGUCCAGGAGAACAAAUCCUUUAUCAGGGACGAACCUUCAAGGUGUACCGCGGAAUGGGUUCCCUUGGCGCAAUGGUCAAGGGAUCCAGCGAGCGAUAUCGCCAACGGCCGGGUAAAGCCCCCGGCAAGCUCGUCCCCGAGGGAGUCGAAGGACGCGUUCCUUUUAAAGGGUAUCAGCCGCAAGCGUUCGGGAGAGCCAUCCUCAUGACAUUGCGGUCACCCAAGAAUCGCCUAACUACAGCACGGAGCAUGAUCGUGAGGGGAAUCGAUAAACGCCACCAGGGUCCUGUCGCCAUUGCGACGGCCAUUUGCCUUUCGAUCACUCUCUUCACGGUAGCCCCGGCGGCGGCCGACGAUGCGGAAGAAACCUUCCGCCGCUUCUCAAAACCAGCCGAAGUCGAAUCGGUUGAACAAGACAAUCAAUCGCAGGCAAUCGCCCGCCCCUCGGCCCGCAAAGCCCAGCGAGCCAAACUUCGAUGGAAACGCCCCGGUGUGGUUCAGCCCGCUGUGCAUGUCACCACCAACGACAGCAAGAGUGCCGUGCGUCAGGUGAAACUAGGCGACGCCGACGAACGCCAAGCUCGCCUGCAAUUGGGCGACCCGGCUCCCAGCGACGAUCUUCCCGGUUUCGGCGAGCCCUUCGGUGACGAACCGGCCACUCCGGACGAUGCCACACCGUCGGACUCCGACGACUCGAUAAAAGCCCCCGCCGAAAUCACCCCGCCGGGCGACGACCGCCUGCAAGAAAUGCCUGCGGACGCCGGCGAUCAAUUCUCCGAGCCCUAUGCGAUGGCUCCCGCGUCUGAAUCCGAUUGCCCUUCGAUCCGCGAUCUGAAACCGAUUGGUGAGAUCACCAACUCAAUCGCCCCCAAGGGCGAUCUGUUCCCGGCCGAGUGCCCGUUGGGUUCGGGACCGUUCCAACCGCGUAUGUGGGCCAUGACCACCUACACCUGGAAGGCCUCGGGCUUGUGCCACAAGCCGCUGUACUUCGAGCAGGUCUCGCUGGAGCGUUACGGUCACAGCUUCGCUCCGGUAUUGGAACCGGUGGUGUCGGGAGCCCACUUCUUCGCCACGUUGCCGAUUCUGCCUUACAAGAUGGGAAUCAACCCGCCGUGGGAGUGCCAAUACCCAUUGGGUUACUACCGCCCGGGCAGUUGUGCACCUCACAUGAUCUACCCCUUCCCGAUCAGCCUGCGGGGCGCGUUGGUCGAAGGCGGUGUCGCGACCGGCUUGGUGUUCCUCAUCCCGUAG
Cladocopium goreaui is the source of this 2352-nucleotide messenger RNA. NCBI's taxonomy places the organism in Eukaryota, Dinophyceae, Suessiales, Symbiodiniaceae. The record is from the annotation of a GenBank genome assembly.